Messenger RNA from Camelina sativa (false flax), 2380 nucleotides. RefSeq names its product phosphatidylinositol 4-kinase alpha 1. Lineage: Eukaryota; Viridiplantae; Streptophyta; Magnoliopsida; Brassicales; Brassicaceae. The record is from RefSeq and is a predicted model, not a curated record.
UCAAAAACCUUUCUGCCUUCAAAAACCUCAUUCAUACACAGAGGGAACACAAAACCACAAAAAAAAAAAAAAACUCAAAAUCUCUGAUUCAUGAAUCAUCGAAGAUUCUGAUUCUAUGGAGGCAUUGAACGAGCUUUGCGACAUCAUAGAGCAAAAUCCGAAGCAAUUUUUGGAUAAGCUUCCUUGGAUAUGCCAACAAUGUCCGCAACCGAAGCUGCUUUGCGCCGAAUCGCCCAGGGUUUCUCAGAGUCAUCUCAACGGGGUCUUAGCCGUCACUCGAAUCCUCUCCAGGAACCUCGACACAUCCCAAAACGACGCCAAAUUCGUCGUUUUAGAUUUCCUCCAAGCUCUGCGUUCGUCGAUUUCGGCGUUCUAUUUCAGUUUCUUAGGUUACGUUUCGUGUCUUUCACUUGAAUUUGGUACUAUCGUUGUGGAGCUUGUUAUGAUGAGUUGUUGUGGUGAGACUGAGAGUGAAGACAGAGAUCAAUCGAUCUCUAUGGCUUUCUUGUCUGCUGUGUCUCAGCAUUUUCCCACUAUUCAGCAGUCUGAUGGGGAUAAUUUGAUUACAGUGCUGCUCCAUCAGUUUCCUGCUGAUGAGCUGAGUAUCGGAUACAGUAAGGGUUCUAAAGAUGUGUUUUUGCAUAAAGUGGCUUCUUUUGAGGAUGAAUCCAUUGAGUGUUUGGAGAAGCAAGAGAUUGCUUUCAAAUUGGUAACCAAUGUUUUGUGUAAAGUGAAACUUGAUUCUCAGCUAUACCUUCUGGUGAGAUCCAUAGCUAAGCGGCAGCUCCAAUCAAUGUAUGCGUUUCUCAAGUCAAGAAGGCAGGACUGGAACACACAAGACCCACUUCUGAAAACUAGGGUCAAUGCCAAACUGUUUGUGUAUCAGGCUGCGGCUCAAAUGGAAAUUGGUAGUCUUAUGUCCCUUGAAACAGAUGGAAAGAAAAGAUUGAUCAUGGAAGCUCUUACAUUGCUAAUAAAUAUUGCAGAGGCCUGCUUCACCUCCCUGUGGCGGAGUAUGAAAGCCUGCAAAGAUUUGUUCAUCUCUCUGCUUUCUGGUACUGCAAAAAUUGCAACGGCAGAGGCAGGACAGCCACUUCGUCUUUUGCUUACCCGACUUAAACCAUUGAUACUAGCUGUCUGCGCUCAGCCUGAUACUAGUGUGAGCAGUCAAGGGAAUAUGUUUGAGAGCGUAUUUAAAAUAAGUUGUGAGAUAAUUGUAUCUGGUUGGGCUAAGGAUCAAGCUUCAGUGAACGCCUUCAUCGUGGGGUUAGCUUCAAGUAUUCGUGAAAGAUAUGAUUAUGGCGAGCAGGAUGGUAGAGAGAAGCAAGUUCCUGAUGUCCUGCUGAAUGUAAUCCAGCUGCUUGCUGAUAUCAGCGUUGCUGUUAAAAAGCCUGAAGUAGCAGACAAAAAUUUCCCAUCUUUGAUUGAAAGCCUAGACGAAUGUGAUGUUUCAAGUCCUCACUCUUUGCGACUCCAACUUCUCGAAGUUGUAUCUCGGAUAGCAUCCUUAGGAUUUGAGAAGUCCUACCGUCAGACUGUAGUUCUGAUGAGGAGAAGUUACUUGAGCCAAAUAUCUGUGGAAAGCAACACAUCAGCCCCAGAAUCCAGAUCUAAACACAUUGAGACUCUGCCUGCAGGUUUUCUUACAAUUGCUUGUGGUCUUAUGAAGACAAAAUUGCGUGCAGACUAUCGCCAUCGGCUGCUUUCCUUAUGUUCAGAUGUAGGCCUUGCUUCUGAGUCCAAAAGUGGAGGGAGCGGUGCAGAAUUUUUAGGCCCCCUUCUUCCUGCUGUUGCAGAAAUAUGUUCGGAUUUCGAUCCCAACUCAAAUGUGGAACCAUCACUUAUAAAAUUGUUUCGCAAUUUAUGGUUCUAUAUAGCUCUUUUUGGCUUAGCACCUCCUAUUCUGAACACUCCCCUUUCGGAAGUAAAAACAACUUCUAAAUCAGUGAAUAGUGCAGGAAGAAUUAGCACAUUCUCUCUACGAGCUGUACUAGGGCCUUACAUGUGGAAUACUCAAUGGGCUCUUGCUGUUAAGAGGAUUUCUCAGGGCAGUACUCCCCUUGUUGUCAGUUCUGCAAAAUGGCUCGAAGACGAAUUUGAGCUCAAUUUGCUUCAUAAUUCAGAUAGCUUGCGAGGAACUGGGAAUAAGAAAGUAGCUUCAGCUCAGAGAACUGCUCUUUCAAUUGUCGUGGGUGGUCGAAUUGACAUGUCAAGAAAUUCUAUUAUACAGAGGCUGCAAAUGGUUGCUUAAAACAAAAAAAAGUGAAUUGAAUAAAAUUGGGUUGAAUAAUCUUCAACUCAUUCAUUUCCAAAAUAGUGGUUGAACAAGUUGAAUAUUUUUGCCGUACAAUUUCUGCUAUUAUUUUUGAUCUGCCAAGGA